CAACUACUUAAUCCUUUGUACUUAAACGGCAAGACAAGAAUACACAGAACCAAGUGCUGGGUUCAAUCCACAUUUAGCUUCUUUUCAAAAUUAUCAAAGGCAUCUAUGUUUCUUAUAUCUUCUUCUUCGUUCACAAUUCCUGUGUUUUACUGUUUCUACACUUUGUAAACAUAACCAGUGACAUUGUUACUUGUGGAUGAAAAUAUUAAGGAAAUUUAUUCAAAAUAGAAGAACUUCUUGAUUUUACGAGAAGAGUGAAAAGAGAGCUUUUUCUCAUUAAAGCAAGCAAAGUAGUAUGGGAAAAGUUAAAGGACCAGGACUUGCUAUUGUAAAGAAAAAAAUCCGUGAUAAUGAGCGUUUGCUGAAGAAGGAGCAUUUACCCGCAAAUGUCCGAGUAGAACAUGAACGUGCCUUAGCUGCUUUGCAAGACCAGCUUCAGGUAAUUCAGUUGGAACAUAAAAAGCUCAAGUAUUACGAAAGAUAUAAAAAAAUACGAUUUUUCGAACGUAAAAAGGCUGAAAGGCAUAUUAAGCAAUUGGAAAAGCGCCUUGGUGAUUCAUCCGUCAAUGUUUCUGAAAAAGACAAGGUGAAAGAGAAGCUUCAUAAGUAUAGGGUUGAUCUUAAGUAUAUCAAGGAAUAUCCUCCUCUUGUUAAAUAUGUCUCAUUGUAUGCAGAAGGAAACGUAGAAGCCACUGAAGAGACAAGGAAGAAAAUUUGGCGCGAAAUGGAAGAGCGCCUCUUGUCUGGUAAAAAGCACAAUCUUGGGCCUUCUGGUGCGAACAAUAUACCCGUGAAAAAGAAACAAACAUCCGAAGAAGAAUUAAACGACGAGUUUUUUGAGAAAUGAAAAAAUUACGAUCCAAUUAGGGGAAACGGAGAACGGUUUUGGAUAUACUGCGAAUAUUUUAGGUUAUUAUUAGGGAUAGUCGGAUUCAUGCAUGCAAAAUUUAAUAUUGUUUAAAUCAAUUGUCUUCUAUGAGACGCUAAUGUCAUUUUUUCUGCUUGCUGAAACUAUAGCUUUUAGACACUGGGUGAAGCAAAUACCACAUAUACGCUUCAUCAAGGAUAUGAAAUACACUAUGGAUUCUUUUGGUCUAAUAAUGUUUUUAUAGUUGUUGUAACUUUUGUUGAAACUGUCUAUCCAUUUUUUGAUUUUUUUUUUAUAAGAAUUAACGG
Schizosaccharomyces cryophilus OY26 is the source of this 1176-nucleotide messenger RNA. RefSeq names its product rRNA processing protein. The transcript has 4 exons. Gene Ontology annotation, cellular component: nucleolus; preribosome, small subunit precursor. The coding region runs from base 296 to 847 and encodes 183 amino acids. Gene Ontology annotation, biological process: maturation of SSU-rRNA from tricistronic rRNA transcript (SSU-rRNA, 5.8S rRNA, LSU-rRNA). The record is from RefSeq and is a predicted model, not a curated record. Lineage: Eukaryota; Fungi; Ascomycota; Schizosaccharomycetes; Schizosaccharomycetales; Schizosaccharomycetaceae.